GGCAGUGACACGGGCAGACACAGGGGCAGUGACAGGGGCAGUGACAGGGGCAGUGACACGGACAGACACACGGACGCGGCUGUAUCCCGUGCGAACACUUGAGCUGAAAGCCGAUUACUGCUCCUCCGCGCGCACUGCGCCCCCUGCUGGACUCCCGCCAUCUCCUGCUCGCACAGCGGGCGCAGCUCUCGGAGCCGUGCUCUGGAUCUGGGUGGGGGAAGGAAGUAAGUUUGGGAGUGGGACCCUGCUCCUCACUACACGUGGGAUGAGAGGGAGCUCUGGAUCUCAGCAGAAGACUUGUGGCUGCCUCUCCACAGAGCAGGACCCGGCGGGCAGCUGCUGGAACACCCGGAUAAUCCCAGCCCGAGUAUUCGGACAACCUCUGCCUGUGGGAUGUGCGCGCUGAGCACCUGCUGAUCCUAGACCAGCACCAUGAUCAGUGCCCUUCUGCCAGCAGCAGAGUGCCCUGCCCGCAGCUGAGACCUGGACUCACCCUGACCCUGCACCCAGGAAUAGCACCAGCCAUGCUGCAUACUGUAUAGACCCAUGUGCACCUUAUAUCGCAGGCAUUCCUCCUCUCACCCCCUGGCACACAUCCUCACUAUCAGCAGGGUGAGUGUAUGAUCUUUGCUGAUACCCACUGGCAUCCAGCUGUCAGGGUCAUUGCCCCAGGGUGCGCCCAGUGUCACUCCCCAGGGGGCGCUUCUGGGGGGAGUAUGCCCUGAAGGUCAGGAUCAUGCAGAAAAGUGUACGGUGCAACGAGGGGCAUGCUUUGUACCUUGCCCUUCUGGCCCGAAAGGAGGGCACUAAAAGGGGCACGCUCAGCAAAAAGGCGACCGAAACCAGCAGGUGGCACGAGAAGUGGUUCGCCCUGUUCCAAAAUGUCCUCUUUUAUUUUGAGUCGGAGCAAAGUGGGAGACCCUCCGGGAUGUACAUGUUGGAAGGAUGCAGCUGUGAAAGGGUCCCACCACCCAUAGUGGCCAGUGGAGGAAAGGAGACCAUGGAGAAACAGCAUUAUUUCACUGUGACCUUUGGCCAUGAAGCUCAGAAGCCAUUGGAGCUGAGAUGUGAGGAGGAGGUUGACCGAGACGAGUGGGUAGAGGCCAUACACCAAGCAAGCUAUUCAGACAUUCUGAUAGAGAGGGAGGUCUUGAUGCAGAAGUACAUUCACUUGGUCCAGAUUGUAGACACAGAAAAAAUUGCAGCUUAUCAACUACGACAACAACUUGAAGAUCAAGACACUGAAAUUGAAAGGCUGAAGUCAGAGAUUGUAGCCCUCAAUAAAACAAAGGAACGGAUGCGUCCUUACCACAUCAGCCAUGAGGACGAAGAUCCGGAUAUCAAGAAAAUAAAAAAGGUUCAAAGUUUCAUGCGUGGCUGGCUUUGUAGAAGGAAAUGGAAGACAAUCGUGCAAGACUAUAUAUGUUCUCCUCAUGCGGAAAGCAUGAGAAAGCGGAAUCAAAUUGUCUUUAAUAUGGUGGAAGCAGAGGCAGAAUAUGUCCAUCAGCUUUAUAUCCUUGUGAACUGUUUCCUCCGGCCCUUGAGGAUGGCUGCAAGCUCCAAGAAACCAUCCAUCAGUCAUGAUGAUGUCAGCAGCAUAUUCCUCAACAGUGAAACCAUCAUGUUUCUCCAUGAAAUCUUUCACCAAGGUCUGAAAGCAAGAAUUACUAAUUGGCCUACUUUAAUUUUAGCCGAUUUGUUUGAUAUUCUGCUGCCUAUGCUGAACAUCUACCAAGAAUUUGUACGAAAUCAUCAGUACAGUCUGCUAGUGCUGGCAAACUGCAAGCAAAACCGCGACUUUGACAAACUCCUCAAGCAAUACGAAGCCAAUCCAGCAUGUGAGGGGAGGAUGCUGGAGACGUUCCUGACAUAUCCAAUGUUCCAGAUACCUCGGUACAUAAUAACUCUCCAUGAGCUUCUGGCCCAUACACCUCAUGAGCACAUAGAGAGGAAAAGUUUAGAGUUUGCUCAGUCUAAGCUGGAGGAUCUUUCAAGGGUAAUGCACGAUGAAGUCAGCGACACAGAAAACAUCCGAAAAAACCUUUCUAUUGAAAGAAUGAUUGUGGAGGGCUGCGAUAUACUACUAGACACAAGCCAAACAUUUGUACGCCAAGGUACUCUCAUCCAGGUCCCGUCUGUAGAGAGAGGGAAGCUAAGCAAGGUUCGCCUGGGGCCUCUGUCUUUGAAAAGAGAAGGGGAAAGGCAAUGCUUUUUAUUCACAAAACACUUCUUAAUAUGCACAAGAAGCUCAGGGGGAAAAUUGCAUUUACUCAAGACAGGUGGGGUCCUUUCUCUGAUGGAAUGUACACUGAUUGAAGAAGCAGAGAUUAGUGAUGAUGACUCAAAGGGGUCUGGAUAUGUGUUUGGCCACCUGGACUUUAAGAUUGUGGUGGAACCUGUAGAUGCUACACCUUUCACCGUGGUUCUGUUGGCUCCAUCACGUCAAGAGAAAGCAGCUUGGACCAGUGAUAUCAGUCAGUGCAUUGAGAAUAUACGAUGCAAUGGUUUAAUGAGCAAUGUGUUUGAGGAGAACUCAAAGGUUACAGUGCCACACAUGAUCAGGUCCGACGCCAGACUGCACAGAGAUGAUAUCGAUAUAUGCUUCAGCAAAACUCUGAACUCCUGCAAGGUUCCUCAGAUCCGCUACGCCAGUGUGGAGCGUCUCCUGGAGAGACUGACUGACUUGCGCUUCCUCAGCAUUGAUUUUCUCAAUACUUUCCUCCAUACCUACAGGAUAUUUACCACCGCGUUUGUAGUGCUGGAAAAACUAGCCGAUAUUUACAAGAGACCUUUCACGUCAAUACCAGUCAGAUCUCUAGAGUUGUUCUUCGCAUCUAGCCAAAACCUAGAUGGGAAGUCACCACAUCUCUGCCGCAAGUUUUCUUCUCCACCUCCAUUGUCCCUUUCUAGAACAUCAUCACCUGUCAGGGCAAGAAAACUGUCUCUAAACUCCCCGUUAAAUUCACGAAUUGGGGCUUUAGAUUUAUCCACCUCAUCCAAUGCAAGCAGCCCAACCUCAGUAUUCAGCCCUGCAACCUCUCCACCACCCACCGCUGGUAAAGUACCUUUAGACCUCAGUAAAGGACCCUCCUCACCGGAACAAAGCCCUGGAUGCAUUGAUGAGAAUUCAGAGAACCCACGCAUUGAUCUGUGUAACAAGCUUCGGAGGAGCAUUCACCGAGCUGCUGUUUUGGAAUCCGUGUCGCUAGAUAGGACCAUUACUGAGAGUAAUGCUUCUACGGACACAGCCGAGAAUUCUCCCUGUCGAUCUCCGUCAUCUCCACGGCAUCUCCGAUACCGUCCGGCAGGAGUGCAGACUUCUGACAACUCUCGCUGUUGCCCUGUCUCUCCUGCCUCAGCUUUUGCCAUUGCUACAGCCGCUGCUGGACAUGGGAGCCCACCAGGCUUCAACAAUAUGGAAAGGAUGUGCGACAAAGAGUUCAUAAUUCGCAGGGCAGCUACAAACCGGGUUUUGAAUGUUCUUCGUCACUGGGUGUCAAAGCAUUCACAGGAUUUUGAAUUGUACCAUGAAGUAAAAAUGAAUGUAAUGAACUUGUUGGAAGAUGUUUUACGUGACCCUGACCUCCUACCCCAAGAAAGGAAAGCAGCAAGCAACAUACUAAGUGCCCUUUCUCAGGAUGAACAAGAUGACUGCCACUUGACAAUGGAGGAGAUCAUUGCCAUGUCGGAAGGUCCCCGAACAGGAUGCUUGGAUACACUGUCAGCAAUGGAGCUGGCAGAGCAAAUCACUCUUUUGGACCACAUAGUGUUUAGGAGCAUACCAUAUCAGGAAUUUCUUGGCCAGCGCUGGAUGAAACCAGAUAAAUGUGGGAGCACACAAUUUAUAAUGAAAACCAGCCAACAUUUCAAUGAUAUGAGUAACCUUGUUGCCUCAGAAAUCAUGAGUCAUCCAGAAAUCACCUCUAGAGCGAGCUCCAUUGAGAAGUGGGUGGUGGUGGCUGAUAUCUGCCGCUGCAUGCACAACUACAAUGGGGUGCUGGAGAUCACCUCAGCCUUGAACAGAAGUGCAAUCUACAGACUGAAAAAAACCUGGGCCAAAGUCUCUAAACAAACUAAAGCACUUAUGGACAAACUUCAGAAGACUGUCUCGUCGGAAGGGAGAUUCAAAAAUCUUAGAGAGACUCUUAAAAACUGUAACCCGCCUUCUGUACCUUACCUGGGGAUGUACCUAACUGACCUAGCUUUCAUUGAAGAGGGCACACCAAACUUCACUGAGGAAGGCCUUGUAAAUUUUUCAAAAAUGCGAAUGAUAUCACAUAUUAUUCGAGAAAUCCGCCAGUUCCAGCAGACCCCAUACCGGAUAGAGCACCAGCCUAAGGUCACUCAGUUCCUCUUGGACAAGUCGCAGAUCUUGGAUGAAGAUACCCUGUAUGAAUUAUCUUUAACAAUUGAACCAAGGCUCCCAGCAUGAAGAGUUUUAACAUGUGUGUCUCGAGGCAACACAGUGCUUUCACGUCACCAACUGAAUUAUGCAUGCCAUGCCUAGCAGAGUGCAGAAGAACCUUCCCUUUCGGUGGAAGCAGUCAGCGCCGCAGGUGCUUUUAGCAAGAAUGAGAGCACUGAAUUAAAACAAGAGUCGUGUCUGGGGGCAUUGUGCUAGUCAGAUAUUAAUACUAUAUAAGAGGAACAACAAUGAAAGGCAAUGCUCGCCUCACCGUGACGGCUUGAAAAACGUCAAAGUUCAAGGUGUUUGAGGACCAAGACGUGAGAUGGCAAAAGGGGUCAAUGGAAUGAGCCAUCUGUAAUGUGCAAAUAGUCAUUAGAACGGAUCCAUAGGGGAGAGUCGUGACUAGUCAAGUGACACUGUCCUUACUGUAGUGUAUUGCGGUAUCAUGCACAAAUAAAAAAGUUAAUUCUUUGCAUGGAAAAGUGUAUUAUCAUGUCGUAAUGAAGAGAUGGUAAGAAGAAUUGGAGCUUCAGUUGCUGUGUUCACAAGCAUGUAUCCUUUAACCUGCAUCUCCAGGAUAGCCAAAUCAUAUUUCUAUCAUUUUCAAGCUUCUUACUUUGUGCACACAAGUGUUCUGAGCAGCCAGCUUUGUCUGAGAUUUAUCAGUCAUUUUACAUCAUGGUUCAAAGUACUGAACAUCUCAGACCAGCUGCAAUCCUUAUAAUUAUUUUUGUAGCUUAUCUACUACUGAUACUUUGGGUAUUGGAGGUAACUGCACUGCCUGGCAAACUUAGAUAUUUAACAGUGUGUGUUGUUUUUUACUCCUUACUUUGAUGACUAUUGAUGCAAUUCUAUAGUUAUUUCCCUUGGGGAUAUCAGACGUGGUUUGCAAUAUAUAUUUUUUUUUGCAGCUGUUGCUUGAAUUUUUUUUAGUGGCUACAUUUAUUUAUAUGUUUUUUCUUUUUGCUUGCUCAAAGAAUGUAUAGCUGAAUAAUUUGUACAGCGCGAAUAGACUCUUAGCCAUUAUUUUUAUGAAGCGUUUUGGAGAAUAUUAUAUCAUUAGUUGAGUGAAGCCGAACGUCAAAAAAUAACGAUGUGUACAUUACAUCUCCAGAUGGCAGAAAAAAUACAAUUAUAAUUGAGAACUUUGUAAAUAUGGUGGCUGUAUUUCAUGUUAUUUUUACUCGUAUGUGGUUAUGCAUUGUAAAUUACAGUUUGAAGACCUCCCACAUUGCAAGAACAACCUUUG
Bufo bufo (common toad) is the source of this 5657-nucleotide messenger RNA. It is a transcript of the gene RASGRF2, whose product is annotated as Ras protein specific guanine nucleotide releasing factor 2. Gene Ontology annotation, cellular component: plasma membrane. Gene Ontology annotation, biological process: Ras protein signal transduction; positive regulation of GTPase activity. The transcript has 27 exons. The coding region runs from base 737 to 4432 and encodes 1231 amino acids. NCBI's taxonomy places the organism in Eukaryota, Metazoa, Chordata, Amphibia, Anura, Bufonidae. Gene Ontology annotation, molecular function: guanyl-nucleotide exchange factor activity; protein binding. The record is from RefSeq and is a predicted model, not a curated record.